AUGGCAGAUCGACAGGCUCAAGACCAAGCUGCCAAGGCUCGCAUCGUCACCCACAUGAACAAUGACCACCACGACUCCGUCAGUCUCCCCACAGCCACACACACACAUGUGCACACAUACACACAUCUCGAGCGAUUGACUAACUGACUAAUCCCAUACAGAUCGUAAGAUAUCUCCAACACUACGCCAAGCUCUCCUCGCUCAGCGCCUACGACGGCCAGGCCGCGGACGUCGACCUCGCGGGGCUGACGCUGUCGUGCCAUGGCAAAACCUACCGCAUCCCCUUUGAGCCCGCCAUGUCCUCGUACCGGGAAGCGCGCGAGCGCGUCGUGGAGCUCGACAAGGCAUGCAGAGCUGCGCUGGGCCACUCCGAUGUCACGGUCAAGGACUACGCGCCACCAACGGGACUCUAUGCGCUCGAAUUCAUCGUCAUCUCCGCGACCUUCUUGGGCUAUUCCCAGCGGUGGUGGUUUGCUCCAGGAGGGCCCGUAGAGCGAUUCCUGGGGGCUGCAUUCGCUGGCUUUAGUUGGACGAUUCAACCAUGGCUUCUGGCUGGGCUGUUUAUCAUACAUGGUGCGGAAAUGCUUUACUUUGCCGCUCGCAAACUCCCAAAGCAUUCGAUCAACAUCCGAUCGCAACUGUGGUGGCUCUGGACUGCGAGCUCCUUCAUCGAGGGUCAGUUCGCGUACAUGCGCUUCGACAAGCUGGUGGCAAUCCAACGGGAAAAGCAGAAGCAUUGA
Lecanosticta acicola is the source of this 740-nucleotide messenger RNA. The record is from the annotation of a GenBank genome assembly. NCBI's taxonomy places the organism in Eukaryota, Fungi, Ascomycota, Dothideomycetes, Mycosphaerellales, Mycosphaerellaceae.